This is a messenger RNA of Nymphalis io (European peacock), 1365 nucleotides long. Its product is annotated as putative fatty acyl-CoA reductase CG5065. Gene Ontology annotation, biological process: long-chain fatty-acyl-CoA metabolic process. The record is from RefSeq and is a predicted model, not a curated record. Lineage: Eukaryota; Metazoa; Arthropoda; Insecta; Lepidoptera; Nymphalidae. Gene Ontology annotation, cellular component: peroxisome. The transcript has 10 exons. The coding region runs from base 1 to 1365 and encodes 454 amino acids. Gene Ontology annotation, molecular function: alcohol-forming very long-chain fatty acyl-CoA reductase (NADP+) activity.
AUGAUCAUGAAAACGACAGACAAAUACUCCCCUAUUUCCGAUUUUUACGCCGGAAGAUCAAUCUUCAUGACUGGAGGGACUGGGUUCCUCGGAAUUGUUUUAAUAGAGAAAUUAUUAUAUGGAUGUCCAGAUAUCGGCAAUAUAUAUAUUCUUAUACGAGAAAAGAAAGGUGUGUCCCCCGAAGAAAGAGUUAAAAGCCUUAUAAAUAGCCCUAUUUUCGAAAGGCUUAAAGCUGAUAAACCAGAAAAUCUAAAAAAAAUAAUACCAGUUAUUGGAGACCUAACUGAACUAAAUCUUGGAAUAAGUACGCAGGAUCUGCAAAUAUUGUACGAUGAGGUGUCAGUGGUGUUUCACUUAGCAGCCACUAUUAAGUUCAACGAACCACUAUCGGUAGCUGUGAAAAUUAAUGUUGGAGGCACUGAGGAAGUCAUUAAAAUAUGUCAAAAUAUGAAAAAUAUAGAAGUGUUUGUCUACAUGUCAACGAUAUUUUCAAAUACCGACCACGAAAGAAAGACCAUCGUUGAAAAGUUAUACCCAAGCCCGAAGCACAUGGAUGAAGUCUACAGAAUGAUCGAGGAAAAUGAUCCAAAGGAGACAUUCAGCCCGGAAGUUUUAUGUGGACGUCCAAAUACAUACACGUUUACAAAGGCACUCGCGGAAAAUGUCGUUGCCGAAAAACGUGGUGAUCUGCCUACCGUCAUGAUACGUCCUUCCGUGGUAACUCCAAUUAAAGAUGAGCCUGCGAAGGGAUGGAUUGCGAACUGGAUGGGCCCUACACCAAUUUUAACUUUAUUAGCUAAGGGUUGGAUCAGAGGGUUGUACGGAGAAAAUGACUAUACAUUCGAGAUCAUCCCCGUAGACUACGUUGUCAACAUGACAAUAAUAGCCGCUGCUAGACACAAUAGGUCUAAGGAGCUGUCAAUAUAUCAUUCGUGUUCCACUGCGGAUAAUCCUCUCACAGUACUCGAUGCUAAGAUCAAUUAUUUGAAAGAAAGUACAAAACACAAUUUCAAUGAAUUACCUUUUCCGGGAUUGAUUUUCACAACAUCUCAUUGGCUACUAUUUAUACUAGCAUUCAUCUUUCAAACUAUACCAGCCUAUUUGGGGGAUUUAGUUUUGUACCUAAGCGGAAAACCUAUAAGGUUCAUAAAAAUGCUUAAAAAGCUAGAAAUAUGUGUAUCAACGCUCAGAUACUUCUCAUCUCGAUGCUGGGCAAUGAAAGCGUCGCGUGCGCAGGCUUUGAUAUCAACUUUAAGUGAACAAGACAAAAAGAAAUUCCCUUGCGACCCACGUGAUAUCAAUUGGGAAGAAUACAUGGCAACGUAUUUCAAUGGAGUCAACAAAUACUUAAUAAAUCGUAGUUAA